Molecule: messenger RNA, 1160 nt
Organism: Tetranychus urticae (two-spotted spider mite)
Lineage: Eukaryota; Metazoa; Arthropoda; Arachnida; Trombidiformes; Tetranychidae
Product: CD320 antigen
Cellular component (GO): signaling receptor complex; plasma membrane
Molecular function (GO): protein binding
Source: RefSeq, a predicted model, not a curated record
AACUUUAUAAGAGGCGCUCUUUCAUUUCUUGGUGAUUUUAAUCACAAGAUGUUUACUCAACAAGUUAAUAUGAUGUGACUCCCCUUGAGCUUCCUACUUUUUUCCUCUUCGUUUUUCUUAACAUUACUGGUUCAACUCUGGAAACCGCAAUAAUUUUUAACUAAUCAUUUGGUCUAGUUUGUUGCUCUUGUUCAAUAAACCAAUCAUACACCAGUUACCAUUGGUUUUAAUUUUGCGCCAAUUUUAUUAUGUGGGUUAAAACCAUUUUUGGAUUCCUUGUAACAGCUCACUGUUGCUUCCUCUUGAGUUGUACACUUCAAAUCAAUGAUUCUCACCCUGAAAAUGGAUCUGAUGAACUAUCAAUUACUGCCAACUACUGUGGACCCAAAUUUCUGUGCCACCUAACGGGUCAUUGUGUCUUCUAUUCAUGGGUUUGUGAUAAUGUCAGUGACUGUAUUGGUGGUGAAGACGAGGCCAAUUGUGAGACCAACGUUUGUCCUGAAGGUUAUCAUCGAUGUAACCAAACGGGCCAAUGUGUUCCCUACAAAUGGAUCUGUGAGGGUUCCUUCAUGUGUCCCGGUCACUCUGGUCCACUUCCUUGUGCCAAUUACACUUGUCCUUUGGGAAAAUUUAAAUGUACUUCUGGUCGUUGUAUACCUAACUAUCUCAUAUGUGAUGGAGAUCCUGAUUGUGAUGAUGGUUCCGAUGAGACUGAGCAAAUGUGCGCUAUCUAUUGUUCCUCUUCAACCGGCAAAUAUCUUUGUGCAGGUGGACGUAAAUGUAUAUCGACAAUGUCUCAAUGUGACUUGAUCUAUGAUUGCCCUCAAAUGGACGAUGAAUACAACUGUUCAAUAGAUUAGCUAAAAUACUACCCAAUGUAUAAUAUAAAAACAAACAAAUCAACAUCCUUCAAAUCUUCAUUUUCUGGUUCAUUUCGUCUUCUGUUUUUCUUUCACCAAUCACACUCACCAUCAACAAUCUCAUUAACUAUACCUAUUACUUCAUUUAAUACUUCAACUUGAGCAUUUUCACUAUCAAUCAAUCUCGUAUUGCAUGGAAAGUAAAACUCUUCAGUAUUUACCUCAAAAACAUCAACAUUAAUAUUAUUCCACUCAUCAUGUUACAUAUGUUUGUUACUUACAUGUAUUAUUGUAUCCUAA